Messenger RNA from Salvelinus fontinalis (brook trout), 2160 nucleotides. RefSeq names its product zinc finger CCHC domain-containing protein 7-like. Lineage: Eukaryota; Metazoa; Chordata; Actinopteri; Salmoniformes; Salmonidae. Bases 1 to 1032 code for a protein of 343 amino acids. Gene Ontology annotation, molecular function: nucleic acid binding; zinc ion binding. The record is from RefSeq and is a predicted model, not a curated record. The transcript has 5 exons.
AUGACAAGGUCCUGUAUUGAAGGAGAGGGUAAAGGGGUAUUACAGUCCAUCUCUCUCUCUCCUCUCCUCUCCCCCCAGACUAAGUCAGGUCCUGUAUUGAAGGGAGAAGGAGAGGACAAUGCCAGGACGAACCCCUACUGUUAUAACUGCUCUCUCAUGGGACACUUUGGAUUUGACUGCCCAGAGAGGAGGAUGUUUUGGGGUUUGCCCCCCAACUCUCCCUUCAUCAACCAAUAUGACACCCCCCACUCGCUCCGCAGCCGAGACCACUAUACACGGCUCAGAGUUAAAGAGUUGAAGGAUGCAGGUCUGUUUCAGUGUCAGGUCUCACCAGACGGUGGCGCCAGAGACGAGCCGCCCGGCAAACGCCAGAGAAGCGACUCUUACCGGAACUACAGGCCGUACCAGAACUACCCCCCUAACCCUUACCACCCCCCUAACCCUUACCACCACCCCCCUAACCCUUACCACCACCCCCCUAACCCUUACCACCCCCCUAACCCUUACCACCACCCCCCUCCCUGGCGUAAUGCGACUCCUAACCGUACCCAUAUCAGGUUCAGCCCUGGCCAAGAGAAACCCUGGACUCCUAAACACAAGCUGAAGGAGACCAGGAAGUGUUUCACUCCAGCUUCAGCCACGCCCAAAUCCAACAUGGCUGACAGGAACCAGCCGGGGAGUCAGAAGAAAAAGCAGAAGAAGAAACAAAAACCGGACAAAAACAAAAUGGUCGCCGCCGCAGACGAGUCUCUUGACUUCCCCCGAGGUGAAGGCCCCUCCCCCAAGAGGAAGAAGAAGGGGCACAAGGGCCCCCCCUCCUCGGCCGGAGCCCCGCCCACCUUCCAUCCGAAGAACCCGCCCUCCCACACCCCCGACCGUCUGUUUGGGGCGGCGAAGAAGGAAGCGAAGAAGAUGAAGAAGAAGAAGAAGAAAAGAGAGAACGGGAGGGACAGGAAGGCUGAUAAGGAGGAGAAGAUGUACCCCACGGACGAAAACCUGUUCCUCAUCAAACAGAGGAAACCUAGGAGUUAAAGUGGAGAGGGGGGGGGGGUGUUCCUCAUCAAACGUUGGGGUGGGGGGGUAAAGUGCAUAUGUCAUACACAUUUUGGCAAAGCUUUCAUGUACAGUACAAAUGUGUGUGUGUGUGUGUGUGUGUGUGUGUGUGUGUGUGUGUGUGUGUGUGUGUGUGUGUGUGUGUGUGUGUGUGUGUGUGUGUGUGUGUGUGUGUUGGGGGGGGGGUGUAACUCUUUGAAGGACUCAUUCUGUUUUAUUAAAGGAGAGGUUACAGAGACCUGUUAUCACCAUUCUAGAGACUACAUCCUGUCAAUAUAUUAAAGGAGAGGUUUCAGAGACCUGUUAUCACCAUUCUAGAGACUACAUCCUGUCAAUAUAUUAAAGGAGAGGUUUCAGAGACCUGUUAUCACCAUUCUAGAGACUACAUCCUGUCAAUAUAUUAAAGGAGAGGUUUCAGAGACCUGUUAUCACCAUUCUAGAGACUACAUCCUGUCAAUAUAUUAAAGGAGAGGUUACAGAGACCUGUUAUCACCAUUCUAGAGACUACGUCCUGUCAAUAUAUUAAAGGAGAGGUUUCAGAGACCUGUUAUCACCAUUCUAGAGACUACUUCCUGUCAAUAUAUUAAAGGAGAGGUUACAGAGACCUGUUAUCACCAUUCUAGAGACUACGUCCUGUCAAUAUAUUAAAGGAGAGGUUUCAGAGACCUGUUAUCACCAUUCUAGAGACUACGUCCUGUCAAUAUAUUAAAGGAGAGGUUACAGAGACCUGUUAUCACCAUUCUAGAGACUACGUCCUGUCAAUAUAUUAAAGGAGAGGUUACAGAGACCUGUUAUCACCAUUCUAGAGACUACUUCCUGUCAAUAUAUUAAAGGAGAGGUUACAGAGACCUGUUAUCACCAUUCUAGAGACUACUUCCUGUCAAUAUAUUAAAGGAGAGGUUACAGAGACCUGUUAUCACCAUUCUAGAGACUACGUCCUGUCAAUAUAUUAAAGGAGAGGUUUCAGAGACCUGUUAUCACCAUUCUAGAGACUACUUCCUGUCAAUAUAUUAAAGGAGAGGUUACAGAGACCUGUUAUCACCAUUCUAGAGACUACGUCCUGUCAAUAUAUUAAAGGAGAGGUUUCAGAGACCUGUUAUCACCAUU